This is a messenger RNA of Sphaerodactylus townsendi, 4696 nucleotides long. RefSeq names its product adenylate cyclase 9 (gene ADCY9). The transcript has 11 exons. The coding region runs from base 312 to 4412 and encodes 1366 amino acids. Gene Ontology annotation, biological process: intracellular signal transduction; cyclic nucleotide biosynthetic process; adenylate cyclase-activating G protein-coupled receptor signaling pathway. The record is from RefSeq and is a predicted model, not a curated record. Gene Ontology annotation, molecular function: adenylate cyclase activity. NCBI's taxonomy places the organism in Eukaryota, Metazoa, Chordata, Lepidosauria, Squamata, Sphaerodactylidae.
CUUUGCUGGGGCACCCCCUCCUUCCCCUACCGCAGGGACUGCGCCUGCGCCGAGCGUUGGCGCGCCGGGUGACAGGCGCGUUUGGGUGUGGGAGGGCCCGGCGGACUCUGAGCGAGCGGGCGAGCAGCACCGGCAGGCGGCCGAGGAGGCGGCGGCGGCGAGGGAGUCCCGGCCCGGGCGGCGAUGCUAGGCGGCGACGGCGGGGGUCGUGAGGGGCCGGUGGGCGCCGUCAUGAGGCCGGGCGGCGGGGGCGGGGGAGUCGCGCGUUGAGCGGAGGAGGGAGCGCCGGGCGGUGCGGGGGGAGGGGCGCCAUGGCCUCGUCCUCGCUGGUGUCGCGGCGGCCGCUGGGCACCGAGGUGAGCUGCGACUCGAGCGGCGACGGCAGCAGCGUGACGGUGCGCCUACAGCCGCGCAGCGCCCCUCCGCCUCCGCCGCCGCCUCCUCCUCCGCCGGGCAAGGCCAGCAUCUCGUCGGGCUGCAGCAGCUCGGGGGACUCGUCGGGGGCGGCGGCGCGGCGGCGGCGGCGGGGGGACUCGGGGGCGGGAGGAGCCGCCGGGGGGGCCCGGCGAGGGGGGCGCCGUGGCCGGCGGUUGCCGCAGCUGUUCGAGCGGUCGUCGGGACGGUGGUGGAGCCCGCGGUUCGACUCGGGCAACCUGGAGGAGGCCUGCCUGGAGCGCUGCUUCCCGCAGACGCGCCGCCGCUUCCGCUUCGCGCUGUGUUACGUCGGGGCGGCGGCGCUGGUGUGGGCUGCCUACCUGGGCGCGCGGCUGGGAGCCCCCAACGGAGGGCGGCAGGGGGUGGCGGCGGCGCUGGGAGGGGUGGCGGCGGGGGCGGGGGCCGCGUGCCUGGCCUUGCUGGCCUUCACCUUCACGCGGGCCUACGCGCGCCACUGUGGCGGCGCCUCGCUGGCCCUGGUGCUGCUGCUCUUCGCCCUCACGCUCGCCCCUGCCGCCCUGCCUGCCGCCACCGCCACCGCCUGCCUCUCGCCCGUGGGCCGCUUCUCCAUGGGCACGGCCGCGCUGCUGCUGCUCUACGCUGUCAUGCACCUGCCCCUCUACCUGAGCCUGGCCCUGGGCCUCGCCUACUCUGCCCUCUUCGAGACCCUGGACUACUACUGCUUCCGUGACCCGCGCUGCUGGGGGGCCGCCCCCACCCUGGACCUCCUGCACUGGGAGCUUCUGGGCAAAGCCCUGCUCCACCUCUGCAUCCACGCCACGGGCGUCCACCUGUUCAUCAUGUCGGAGGUGCGCUCCAGGAGCACCUUCCUGAAGGUGGGGCAGUCCAUCAUGCACGGCAAGGACCUGGAAGUGGAGAAGGCCCUCAAGGAGCGCAUGAUCCACUCCGUGAUGCCCAGGAUCAUCGCGGAUGACCUCAUGAAGCAGGGCGACGAUGAGAGCGAGAACUCCUCGGGGAAACGCCACUCCGCCUCCAGCCCCAAAAGCCGCAAGAAGAAGCCCUCCCUGCAGAAGAACCCCCUCGUCUUCCGCCCUUUCAAAAUGCAGCAGAUAGAACAGGUCAGCAUCUUGUUCGCAGACAUCGUGGGCUUCACCAAAAUGAGCGCCAACAAAUCUGCGCACGCCCUGGUGGGGCUCUUGAACGAUCUCUUCGGUCGCUUUGACCGCCUGUGCGAGGACACAAAAUGUGAGAAGAUCAGCACUUUGGGUGACUGUUACUACUGCGUGGCUGGGUGCCCUGAGCCACGAGAGGACCACGCCUACUGCUGCAUCGAGAUGGGCCUGGGCAUGAUCAAAGCCAUCGAGCAGUUCUGCCAGGAGAAGAAGGAGAUGGUGAACAUGCGGGUGGGCGUUCACACCGGGACCGUCCUGUGUGGCAUUUUGGGAAUGCGGCGGUUUAAAUUUGAUGUGUGGUCCAAUGAUGUCAAUUUGGCCAACCUGAUGGAGCAGCUGGGUGUUGCUGGGAAGGUCCACAUUUCGGAAGCGACUGCAAAAUAUCUGGAUGACCGCUACGAAACGGAGGACGGCAGGGUGAUUGAGCGGGUCGGCCAGAGUGUGGUGUCAGACCAAUUGAAAGGUUUGAAAACAUAUUUGAUAUCUGGUUUGAAAGUUAAGGAUCCCAUUUGCAGCUGCUCACAGACUCUGCUUCCGGGCCUCGAAGCAGGAGACAGAAGCAAGUUACAGGGAGCCUCAUCAGUGGAGAAUGCUGGUGACCUAGCAAAGGUUUUCAGACAACCAGAGAAAAACAAGACAUGUCUUUCCUGCAGUGUGACGUUGGCGCCUAGCUGUACAGCCAGUGUAGAGGAAGCAGCUAUCCAAAAUGGAUGUCAGGAUGAACUUAAAAACCUCACAAAGGGUCCUGCGGGAUGCGGUCAGAAGGCCCAGAACGGGCUUCUGAGUCCUCCCCCAGAAGAGAAGCUGAGCAACAGCCAGACGUCGCUGUGUGAGAUGUUACAGGAGAAAGGGAGGUGGGCUGGGGUGAGCAUGGACCAAUCGGCCCUUCUGCCAUUACGGUUCAAGAACAUCCGGGAGAAGACGGACGCUCACUUUGUGGAUGUGAUUAAGGAAGACAGCUUGAUGAAAGAUUAUUUUUUUAAACCGCCCAUUAACAAACUGAGCCUGAACUUCCUGGAUCAGGAUUUGGAGAUGGCAUAUAGGAGCAGCUAUCAAGAAGAGGUGGUAAGAAACGCGCCAGUGAAGACGUUUGCCAGCGCUACCUUCAGCUCCCUUCUGGACGUGUUCCUGUCUACACUUGUCUUCCUCAUCCUGUCUGUCACCUGCUUCCUGAAACACAGGAUGACCGCAUCCCCUCCCCCUCCGGCAGCAGUGGCCGUCGUCGUUGCUGCCGUCCUGUUGGAGAUGCUGUCCCUCUUCGUCUCUAUUAGAAUGGUGUUCUUCUUGGAGGACGUGAUGGCUUGCACCAAGCGGCUGCUGGAGGUGAUUGCUGGCUGGCUGCCGCGACACUUCAUUGGGGCCAUCUUAAUCUCCCUCCCUGCUAUUGCGGUCUUCUCACACUUCACUUCUGAGUUUAGAAACAACAUCUAUUGCACCAUGUUCAUGUGUUCUGCCAUCCUCAUCACUAUUGUCCAGUACUGUAACUUCUGCCAGCUCAGCUCUUGGAUGAGAUCAUCUCUGGCCACUCUUGUGGGGGGCAUCCUGCUCAUCCUGCUCUAUGUGUCUCGGUGCCCCGACAGCCCCAUGAUAUCCCACCUGGAUUUAGCACAGAACUUCAGCUUCAUGGAAGCCUCCUAUUUUGAUUCAGCACAGAACUUCAGUUCCCUAAACGAUCCAUGCAAUAGGACGGCCUCUGAGGGCUUCAGGCGGCCAGCGGACUUGAUUGGUCAGGAGGUGAUCCUGGGUUUCUUCCUUCUGCUGCUCUUGGUUUGGUUCUUAAAUCGGGAGUUUGAAGUCAGUUACCGCCUCCAUUACCAUGGCAACGUGGAAGCUGACCUCCACCGCACCAAGAUCCAGAGCAUGAGGGAUCAGGCAGACUGGCUGUUGCGGAACAUAAUUCCCUACCACGUGGCCGAGCAGCUGAAAGUCUCUCAGAGCUACUCCAAAAACCACGACAGUGGCGGAGUGAUCUUUGCCAGUAUUGUGAACUUCAGUGAGUUCUACGAGGAAAACUAUGAAGGUGGCAAGGAGUGCUAUCGGGUCCUAAACGAACUGAUUGGAGACUUCGACGAGCUCCUGAGCAAGCCGGAUUACAGCAGCAUUGAGAAGAUCAAGACCAUUGGGGCCACGUAUAUGGCCGCCUCCGGGCUGAACACUUCCCAGUCCCAGGACAGCAGCAGUCCACACGGACACUUGCAGACCCUUUUCGAAUUUGCCAAAGAAAUGAUGCAAGUGGUGGAUGACUUCAACAACAACAUGUUGUGGUUCAACUUUAAGCUGAGAAUUGGCUUUAACCACGGGCCCCUGACCGCGGGGGUCAUUGGCACCACCAAGCUUUUGUAUGACAUCUGGGGGGACACCGUGAACAUCGCCAGCAGAAUGGACACCACAGGAGUGGAGUGUCGCAUCCAGGUGAGUGAAGAAAGCUACCGCAUACUGAGCAAAAUGGGUUAUGACUUUGAUUACAGGGGGACUGUCAACGUGAAAGGUAAGGGUCAGAUGAAGACCUACCUGUACCCCAGGUGCACAGACAACGGGAUUGUCCCCCACCACCAGUUGUCUAUCUCUCCGGACAUCCGUGUCCAAGUGGACGGCAGCAUUGGGCGGUCUCCAACGGAUGAGAUCACCAACCUGGUGCCUUCUGUACAGAAUUCGGACAAGAUACCCCACGCCUACGAUCACAACUCAGAGUUUUUGCCAUAUUUCAAGAAGCUCCCGAAAGAGUCUGUCAAACCAGACGAACGGCACAGAUUUAGCAAGCUGGGUGAGAAAAAUGACUGUGCGGAAGCAGGUCCUGAGGAGGCCAAUGAACUGACCAAGCUGAACAGCUCAAGGAGUGUGUAAUAUCCUGGAGGGCUUGGGGGGUGGGGGGGUGGCUCCGUCACAAAGAACAGUGAGCUGACCUCCAAGCGGGAGGGGGCAGGAGAGAGACUUCCUUGCCGGCUGAGGGUGGGUCGCAGCCAUGUCGCCCUUCUCGUUCUUUGCCACCUUUUUUCAGCAGACAGGAGAUAACAAGUGCCUUCAGGUAGAUCCCACUGGACCUCUUCUUCAGGGUACAGAGGCACAAAGUCAACCUGUGGGUUGAGGAUAUGAGUAUGUUCAAAUGAAGAUAAACUGUGGUUAUAUCA